AUGCCUCUGAUUAAAAGUGGAGCGAAAGCUCUUGGAAACAUUGCCCUGAAAAGUGGGACAGACUUUGUGGGCGAUGUCCUGGCAGGUAGAAACGUGAAAUCAGCAGCAAAAGCACGAACCAUACAGGCCGCCAACAUUGCAAAAAGAAAAGCUAUCGAUACACUAAGGAGUCAAACGGGGAGCGGAAAACGGAAGCGCUCAAGAAGUGUAAAGCGUUCAAGAAGUGUAAAGCGAACAGCUGAAAAGAGAAAGACAUCAACAGUCAGCCGCAGUCAGGGCAAGAAACGGAAAACAGUUAAAAAGAGAAAGGCAUCGGCAUCUGCAGCCAGACGCAGACGCAAUUUUCCCUUUCGUAAACGGUCGUUACCAUCCGGAACAGGCGUUACCAUCCCGAGUCUUAUAGAAUUCUGGGUAAGCAGAGCAAAAUUCCUCGUUGUCCCAUGCUGUCCCGCUUCUUUGUCUGUUGCCCUUGCAUGUUAAAUAUGGCGGACAUGCUUGCUGGUUUUGACGAGUUAAUAAAUUCUGCUAUUAGCGAAUGUGAUAUCGAUUCUCAGAGUAUUCCAUUGUUAAAUGUUGAAAAAGAACGCAUAGAAGCUAAUCUUCUAGAGAAGUUGCCAGAGGAUUACUGUUAUAAGUUCAAUCUUUCAGUUAUUAAUGAACAGAAAUCGUCCUUCCAAACUGAAGACAUAACUACCGAGAAUGUUCAUCCCUGGUUAAUCGAAUUUCAACCAUCAAUUCCAUCACUCUGA
Messenger RNA from Paramuricea clavata, 749 nucleotides. Lineage: Eukaryota; Metazoa; Cnidaria; Anthozoa; Malacalcyonacea; Plexauridae. The record is from the annotation of a GenBank genome assembly.